Messenger RNA from Salvelinus namaycush (lake trout), 1887 nucleotides. Its product is annotated as synembryn-B-like. Gene Ontology annotation, molecular function: G-protein alpha-subunit binding; guanyl-nucleotide exchange factor activity. Gene Ontology annotation, cellular component: cytoplasm; plasma membrane. NCBI's taxonomy places the organism in Eukaryota, Metazoa, Chordata, Actinopteri, Salmoniformes, Salmonidae. The record is from RefSeq and is a predicted model, not a curated record. The transcript is spliced from 10 exons. Gene Ontology annotation, biological process: G protein-coupled receptor signaling pathway. The coding region runs from base 49 to 1761 and encodes 570 amino acids.
UGAAACAAGGAAGAAGGGUGUAUGUAGCCGGAACCAGCUGUGUACUGUAUGUCAGACGAAUACAAAACAAAUAGGGUGCUGCAAAUUAUUCAGAAACGUACUCUAACGUUACAAUUCUUGAAUUGUCAUCGACAUAUUUUAAGAAUGGAUUUAAACAGUAUCCUGUCUCAGCUCGAGACUAACAAUGAAGAGGAAAUUAAAAGGCUUUUGCACCAGUACAACGGAGAGAAUAGUCGCACAUUCACCUUUGACCCAAAAGAGGAGGACCUACGAAGUAGGCUGUGUCAGGGUCUGCUGACUGUGCUGGGGAGGCAGGUUGGGUCCUGCUGCCAGAGCACCUGCCUGGAGACCCUUCGCAUCCUGUCCCGGGACAAGCGGGUCCUGGGCCCUGUGGGCACCCGGGAGGGCAUGCUGGUCCUGGCCGGGCUGGCUCGGCUGCAGGCGGGAGAGGAGGGAGGUGACAGUCUGCAAGAGGAUGCCCAGACAGAGGAGGAAGAGAGAGUGGUGGUGGAGGCCCUUAAGUGCCUGUGUAACGUGGUGUUUAACAGCGUGGCAGCACAGCAGGUGGGUGCCGAAGUGCAGCUGGCACGUGGUCUGUGUGCCCGCCUGCACGCCGCCCGUGCCGGGUGUCACGAGGUGGGCCUGUUCUCCCUGCGCCUGCUCUUCCUGCUCUCGGCUCUGCGGCCAGACGUCAGGGGGGGCCUCCAGAGGGAGCUGCAUGCCGUGGGGCUCCUCACAGAGGUGCUGGAGCGUACCCUGGACCUACGCUGGGUGGGCCCCUACGAGGUGGCCCAUCCAGGCCUCCAGGCCUUGCCUAUCCCUGCUGAAGACAACGAGAGGGCCAUGGAGGCCCUGAAAGCCUUGUUCAACCUCACGCUGUCUGACACUAGUGAUGAGGGUGGUGACCACCAGCUCCGCCUUGUCACCGCCAUCAUGCGCCAUCUAUUGAUGCUAAAGACUCAGACAGAGGACAAAACAGAGGAAGCACACAGCCACGCCAUCAACCUGCUGAGUAACCUGCCAGUGUCAUGUCUGGAUGUGCUGAUUGACUUGCCGGUCCAGGGGGGCCAGGAGGAGUACAGCGGGAAAAACAUGGACGCUGUGCAGGUGCUACUGGACUUUAUGGAGAAGAGGAUAGACAAGCAGGGUGCCAACUACAAAGAGGGGCUGACCCCAGUGCUCAGCCUGCUGACCGAGGGCUCCAGGUACCACAGGGAGAUCCGCAGAUACAUCAAGACACAGGUGCUGCCCCCGCUGAAGGAGGUCAAGGUCAGGCCGGAGAUAGGGUCCACCGUUAGGAACAAGCUGGUGCGCCUCAUGACCCACGUGGACAUGGGCGUGAAGCAGAGCGCUGCAGAGUUCCUCUUCGUCCUCUGCAAAGAGAGUGUUGACCACCUGUUGAAGUACACUGGGUACGGUAACGCAGCAGGACUCCUGGUAGCUCGAGGCCUGCUGGCAGGGGGGCGAGGAGAGACUCUGUACUCAGACGACGAAGACUCUGACACCGAAGAGUACAAAUCGGCUAAACCUUUCAUCAACCCCAUCACGGGUCACGUGGAGGAGCCCAUGCCUAACCCCAUCGAAGACAUGACUGAGGAGCAGAAAGAGUAUGAGGCCCAGAAACUGGUCAACAUGUUUGACAAGUUGUCAAGGCAGCAGUUGAUCAGACCGAUGGGGGUGAGGAGGGACGGCACACUGGCACCCCUAGAGGAGGCUCUUAGACAGCCCACGGCUGACAGCUGCAGCUCAGACUCAGACUAGAGCCACUACGACACAGAUCGGACCACCCUAUAUAGUGCCCUCAGAAAGUAUUCAUACCCUUUUACUUAUUCAACAUUUAGUUGUUACAGCCUGAAUUCAAAAUGGAUUGAAUAUAAUUUAUUUUUC